AUGCUUUUUAGACAAACAUCUUUUCGAUUAUCUAGAUUUUUUCCAUUACAAAGGCAUUUCAGUUUACAUUACAAUCAACUAGGACUAGCAUUAAUUCAUUAUAAAAAGGAAGAUCCUAUGAUAGGUGAUUAUCCUUCAAAUGUCCCAUUCAUAAAUCGUCAAACUAGGACUCCUUAUGAUUCUAAUUAUUUUGAUGUUACUGAAAGACGUAAAUUUGGUGAACCUCUACAUGAACAAGAUGAAAUUCUUGGUAUGUUUUCACCUGACGUGCAUUCCUACACUACUCCAUCUAAAGCAUUACUUCACUUGUUUACUUUUGGAUUUGUUGUUGCUACUUUUUGUUCAAUUGCAUAUGCUUUACAACCUAAACCAGUCGCUGUACCUCGUGAAAGUCUUAUAAAGAAGUUAGAAAGGCCUUCUAAUGUCUUGGAUGAUUCAAAUGCCUCUUAG
This is a messenger RNA of Pneumocystis jirovecii RU7, 450 nucleotides long. RefSeq lists its product as uncharacterized. The record is from RefSeq and is a predicted model, not a curated record. Gene Ontology annotation, cellular component: mitochondrion. Bases 1 to 450 code for a protein of 149 amino acids. The transcript has 2 exons. Lineage: Eukaryota; Fungi; Ascomycota; Pneumocystomycetes; Pneumocystales; Pneumocystaceae.